Molecule: messenger RNA, 2775 nt
Organism: Cotesia congregata
Lineage: Eukaryota; Metazoa; Arthropoda; Insecta; Hymenoptera; Braconidae
Source: the annotation of a GenBank genome assembly
AUGGCUGAUAAUGAUCCAAAGGACUCUAACAAUGCCCAAAGCACUCAUUUAAACGGUGAUAUUGAUCCUGAAGCACCGUCACCUAAUUAUGGCGGACGAAGAAGAAGCCGGGGGAUUUUGUAUACCCUCUCGGGUCAUUACAAUCAAGACGGCAAGCAUAAAUUGCAUAAUAAGCCACUUCUCCAUUCCCCGUCGGCGACACCCCUGCCAGAGUACAAAACUUCAGCUGCUGAAAAAUCAUCCUUCACUGUAAGACACUACGGAUCAUUCAGAACAACUUGGGAAUGGAUCACUCUGGUGGCCACGAUUUAUGUCGCCGUAGUGGUUCCUUACAACGCUAGCUUCGUCAGCACCGAAAGGUCCACCGUAGUUUCGGAUGUUAUUGUCGAGGCUAUUUUUAUUGUCGAUAUACUUCUCAAUUUUCGUACGACCUACGUCAGCAAGAAAGGGAACGUAGUGCUAAGUGGCGGUAAAAUAGCAAUUAAUUAUUUGAAAAGGUGGUUUCUUAUUGAUCUGCUUGCUGCGUUGCCUUUUGACUUGCUCUAUGCGUUUGAUGUUUAUAGUGGUGAAGAGUCUGGCCACAGUCAUAUCCAUUUAGUUAAAUUAACCCGACUAUUACGACUCGCUCGGUUAUUUCAAAAAAUGGAACGGUACUCUCAGUACAGCGGAGUGAUAUUGGCAUUAUUGAUGCUAGCAUUCUCAGUGGUUGCUCAUUGGCUGGCUUGUAUUUGGUAUGUUAUCGCGGAAAGCGAAGGGAGGCACAACGAUAAAGAAUGGAAUCUCAGUUGGCUACAUUCACUAGCCGAUCGUUUAAAAAUACCUGUACAAAAUGUAACGCGGACUGAAAGUUAUGUCACAGCGCUCUAUUUCACCUGUAGCAGCUUAACCUCUGUUGGUUUUGGCAACGUAUCGGCAAACACCACCUACGAGAAAAUAUUUUCGAUAAUCGCUAUGUUGAUCGGAGCUCUGAUGCACGCAGUCGUGUUCGGUAACAUGACUGCAAUAAUUCAGCGGGUUUACUCUAGGAGGUCGCUGUACCGUACCAAGUGGCGGAACUUAAAGGAUUUCUUGACCCUCCAUCAAAUCCCAGACCAGCUCAAGCAGAGAAUGCAAGAUUACUUUCAAACUACUUGGUCACUUAACCACGGGAUUGAUAUUCACGAGACAUUGAGGGAAUUUCCAGAAGAGUUGCGCGGUGAUGUGUCAAUGCACUUACAUCGCGAGAUAUUAAGCUUGCCAAUAUUUGAAGCCGCCUCGCUGGGAUGUCGGAAAUUACUGUCGCUCCAUAUAAAAAGCAAUUUUUGUGCACCUGAAGAGUAUCUAGUCCGACGCGGCGACGCGCUCUCAUACAUUUAUUAUUUAACCAACGGCUCUAUGGAAGUCGAGCAGAAUAAAAUGGUCGUCGCUAUUUUGGGCAAAGGUGAUCUAGUAGGCUGUGAUAUAGAUGUACACCUUCAACAUGGCACAAAUGGAGGUGGCGGUGGAUCAGGAGGCGCCGUCGACGUUAUUGUUAAAUCAAGUUGUGAUGUGAAAGCCCUAACAUACUGCUACCUUAAGUGUAUCCAUAUACAAGGUCUUAUUGAUGUUCUCCGUCUCUAUCCGGAGUAUCAGCAUCAAUUUGCCCGGGAAAUCAUUCACGAUCUGACGCACAAUUUGCGUGAAGGCUACGAAGUCGAGCAAGAGUCAGAUAUGAAUGGAGUACCGUCAUUAACAUUGCCGUCCAUCAGUGAGGAUGAUGAAAAUGUUCAAGAAGAUGGUGAAACGUCCCCGUUAUCACCAGCCAAUAGAUCACCUAUGCACAUUACUAGUCCACGGCAUAAAUUCAGAAGUGAUCGAGUUGGAAGACUUGUAAGAGGAGGGUUGAGAAAUCGAGUACAAGUAGUUACUCAAGAAUCGUUGGAGGAUCAUAAUCGCGAUGCGAAUGAACGGCUCGAGGCGACGCAAGUUUCAACGAUGCAUGAAGAUGUUAUUACAUUAAGCGACGAAUUGAGAAACGCAAUUAAAGCGCUGCAGUUAAUGGUACGUACACCACGAAGCAAUCCGAGUUUGCCGACUCCAACGGGGCAUAGCAGUUGUGAGGAUCGUUUGCUAGCAAAGAGCUCGUCUUAUUUGCCAGACGAAUUGUCGUGGGGUCCACCUACAAGGCUCAUGGAUGCUAGCACUCAGACAGAUGAUAAUUAUUCAGCUCCCAAUCUUCAAAGCCACGAAGAAUGGGUGAAAAAUAAUCCCCAGAAAGUUUUAGUCAUUCUGGGGCUAGAUCCUGAGUUGAUCGGUACUUCUCAGGGUGUUAGCGAACAAGAGUACCAUCAUUCCACAAAUUCUUCACCGUCUUCUUUACCACCGCCUCCUUAUGAACCUCUUCCGCUGUUUCAUAGCGGUAGUACUCCACAAUUACAAGAGUGUUCACGUUUUCAAACCGGUGACAAAUUGGAUUACACUCUAUCAGAAAAAAACUCAAGCUCAUCGUCAUCAUCCGUCUCACAAAGAUCAGCACCAAGUCAAGCAUACCGUGCUAUCAACGAAAUUCCGCAUCGUUUUAGCGCGGGUGACGUGGAAAGUAGGGCUCGACACAGAACUAUGCAGCCAAAAAAUACCGAUAUUAUUUCAAAAAGUGAUUCUGACGCCACUGAUGGAGACAUUCACAAGGACUCGACACUCAUCACUCAAGAUCCAAAGAAGCGCACCCGCAAACGGUCUACUAAGGCCUGCGAACUCGAGCUCAGCAGUCAACGGUCCAGAUUGAAGCUCAUCUCGGACAUCGAAGCCGUGACAUAG